Messenger RNA from Pyricularia grisea, 1937 nucleotides. RefSeq lists its product as uncharacterized. The record is from RefSeq and is a predicted model, not a curated record. Bases 249 to 1799 code for a protein of 516 amino acids. Gene Ontology annotation, cellular component: plasma membrane. The transcript is spliced from 12 exons. Gene Ontology annotation, molecular function: carboxylic acid transmembrane transporter activity. Gene Ontology annotation, biological process: transmembrane transport; carboxylic acid transport. Lineage: Eukaryota; Fungi; Ascomycota; Sordariomycetes; Magnaporthales; Pyriculariaceae.
CGAACAUUCGCGCUUAUCUUUUUACAUAUUAAUUAAUACAAGGUUUACCUCACUUUGUAUUUUUUUUUCUUUUUCGGAUUUGAUUGAUUCUUUAUCCCUUUUCUUUUCUUCCAUCUAAUAUUUUGGGCGCGAGAGAGGAACUCUUUUAAUUAGACGGUCUCUGUCUAGACUGUCUUGGUACUGUAUGACAGAUUAUCGUCCCUGUGUCCUCUCUUGUAACCAAGAACACACCUAGGUCUAUAGAUAUCAUGUUCGGCUUUGGCAGUAAGCGCAAGAUUGAGGACGAAUCGUCCCCAAGCAAUGUGGCAGAUCAACCAGCCAGCCAAGUUGACGAUGCUGAUCUCGACAUAACGCAAAGCCAGCCCUUUUGGACUGCAAUCUUGCCCGUGAUUGCCUGUGGUGCUGGUCUUUUCUCAGAUGGUUACAUCAACAAUGUCAUCGGAAGCGUAUCCACAGUCCUCGGAAGGGAGUAUGGUUCUGUGUACACCAACUCGCAGGCCAAAAAGGUCGUCAGCGCCAUUGCCUUUGCAGGGACUGUCGUUGGACAACUUGCCUUUGGAUUUCUCUCUGAUCGCUGGUCAAGAACAAACUCACUACUUAUUUCAACCAUCAUCUUGAUCAUCUUUACGGCGCUCGCUGCAGGAUCUUACUGGCAUGGAGAAGCCACGGGAAUGUUCACGAUGCUGGCUAUUUGGCGCUUCUUUGUCGGCAUUGGCAUUGGUGGCGAGUAUCCUGCGGGAUCUGUAGGCUGCGCAGAGUCUACGGGUGAGCUUAAGGCUGGCACGCGCAACAUGUUCUUCAUCCUCUUUACCAAUAGCAUGAUAGACUGGGGAUUCGUAUUUGGCGCUUUUGUACCAUUCGUCGUUGCUGCUGCUGCCAAGAACGAGUACAUGAGCACCAUCUGGCGCACUAGCUUGGGCAUUGGUGUCGUGUUUCCUCUGGUCCUUUUAGUCAUGCGCUUCCGCUUGAAAGAACCGGUCGAAUUCAGCAAGAACUCGUUCAGGCACACCAAGACACCGUAUAGGCUGGUGCUCAGGUUUUACGGAUGGAGGCUCUUGAUCGUGAGCUUGAUAUGGUUCAUCUACGAUUUCCUUACCUACGCUUUUGGCAUCUACUCGUCUACUAUUCUGGCAAACAUCUUCCCAGAUGGACAGGCUUUAACCAUUGUGUUUGGCUGGAACACUGUCAUCAACCUAUUCUACAUCCCGGGAACAAUGCUUGGAGCACCUCUUAGCGACAAGAUUGGACCUCGAUACGCUCUUGCCGCCGGCGUGAGUGCCCAGGCCGUCAUUGGCUUUAUCAUGGCAGGCCUGUACCCGCAACUCGCACAGGCCUCCAAUGUGGCCGCCUUUGCCGUGGUCUACGGCAUCUUCCUGUCCAUGGGUGAGCUGGGACCUGGAAACAACAUUGGUCUCCUCGCCGCCAAGACGUGCGCAACUGGUGUUCGUGGACAGUACUAUGGCAUCGCGGCAGCCAUCGGCAAGAUCGGCGCCUUCGUCGGGACCUACGUCUACCCCUACAUCGAGGCGGCGGGCGGAGAAAGCGCUGUCGCCUCGGCCCAGUACCCCUUUUACGUUUCGUCAUCGCUCUGCGUCGUCUCGGCCGCGCUAGCCAUUUUUUGCCUGCCCCAUAUCGGCCAGGACACCAUCACGCUCGAGGACAAGCGCUUCAGGGAAUUCCUCGAGGCCAACGGCUACGACACGCGCCAGAUGGGGCUCAACAAGGGCGAGAGCCUCGAGGACUCCGAGGCUGUCACUGCCGAGAAGGGUGGCGCUGCUGCGGCUACGGCGGAGGCGUGAAUUGGCACUGGUAGAAUCCCAAGAGAGUUAAUUGGAGGAGAGUGAGUGUCACAGCAAGACGCACCCAUCCACUACGAGCUAGCCCCUAACGCACACAGACAAGGGCAUGAAUCGGACGUGUUGACGAGUUUGGAAACC